AUGAAUUCUCUUAGAAAAUCAUUAUUUUUGACAGGUUCCCAUAGUGGGUCUACCAAAAUAAUGAAUUCUCUUAGAGAAUCAUCAUUUUUAGAUGGCUCUCAUAGUAGUUCUGCUAAAAUAACGAAUUCUCUUAAAGAAUUGUUAUUUUUAAUGGUUUUUCAUAGUGGAAAAUUAUUAUCUUUAGCGGUCUUUCAUAGUAGUUCUGCUAAAAUAACUAAUUCACUUGAAAAAUCAUUAUUUUUAGUAGUCUUUCAUAGUGGUUCUGCCAAAAUAAUAAAUUCUUUUAAAGAAUCAUUAUCUUUAGCGGUUUCUAUAAUAGGUUCCUAUAAUGGGUUUGCUAAAAUAACGAAUUCUCUUAGAGAAUUGUUAUUUUUAGUGAAUUCCUAUAAAAAUUCUGAAGAAGGUGAUUAG
This is a messenger RNA of Funneliformis geosporum, 411 nucleotides long. The record is from the annotation of a GenBank genome assembly. Lineage: Eukaryota; Fungi; Glomeromycota; Glomeromycetes; Glomerales; Glomeraceae.